AUGCUCCGCCUCAAUUCCUCCUCCUCCCCCUUCCUCGCCACCUUCUCCAGGACCCUCUCCCUCUUCACCCCUCGCCGCCGCCAUGUUCCCGGAGCCAGCAGGGUCCUCCACUCCGCCCCUCUCCUAUUCUCCCUCAAGGAGACAAGCGCCACCAGGAAGAGGCCCCUCCACCGCCACCACCGCCACAUCAACGGCGGCGCCGCCCCCUCCCCCUCCUCCUCCAAUGCUCCGCCGGCGCCGCCGCCGGAGAAGAAGCCGAACUCACAAGCUCCCCAAGAAAGCCCUCUCUCCCGCAAGGCCAUGCUCAAGGCCCGGAGAGAAUCUCCAGAAGGGUUCCUCCGCCACAAGCUCGACAUGUGCUCCAAGCGGGGAGAUCUACGGGAAGCCCUCCGCCUGUACGACGAAGCGAGGGCUCAUGGCGUUCCCCUCUCCCAGUACCACUACAACGUCCUCCUCUACGUCUGCACUUCCCCUCCCCCCACCGGCGCCGACGAGCCCUCGCCGCCCUCUACGGCGGCGCCGCUGCCCGAGACAGCCAAGCUGGGCAUAGAGAGGGGAUUCGAGAUCUUCCGGCAGAUGGAGCUCGACUCGGUGCCCCCCAACGAGGCCACCUUCACCAGCCUCGCCCGAUUGGCCGCUGCAAAGGAGGACCCGGAGCUUGCCUUCAAGGUGAUCGAGGAAAUGUCGAGCUCGGGGAUCCCACCGAAGCUGAGAACCUACGGGCCAGCCCUCUUUGGCUUCUGCUCCAAUGGCGACACAGAGAGGGCCUUCGAGGUGGAAGCUCACAUGGCGGAAUCCGGCGUCCUCCCGGAGGAGGAGGAGCUAUCCGCGCUCCUCCGGGUCAGCGCCGCCGCCGGCGAGGCGGGUCACGUCUACCGCCUGCUGCACCGCCUGCGGUCCACCGUGAGGCAGGUCUCCGCCGCCACCGCGGAGAUUGCUGAGGGAUGGUUCCAGUCGGAGGCGGCAGGACUGGUUGGGUUGAAAGAUUGGGACGCCGAGAAGGUCCGAAGCGGGACCGCCAGCGGCGGCGGCGGGUGGCACGGGCAGGGAUGGCUGGGGACUGGGCGGUGGAGUGUUGGGAGGACGGGGAUCAGUGGCGCUGGCGUCUGCAACCGGUGCGGGGAGAAGCUCGUCUCCAUAGACAUCGACCCAGUGGAGACUGAAAACUUCGCCAAGUCUCUCGCCACCUUAGCCUCCCAGCGUGAGGUCAAGGCAGACUUCAACCGGUUCCAGGUUAGUUCUCUCUCUCUCUCUCUCUCUCUUCCUCCCUUCAUCCAUAAUCCUAGUAUCCGUAAUGAGGAAAUUCUGUCUCUCUGCUGCUGAGGUUUUAGAUGGCAGAGCUGAUGGUUUCUGCAUUCACCGCUGUAGCAUCAUCGCCUGUUUCUUUCUCAUCCGGCGCAUAAUUUUUCAUAAUUCAUGUAUAUUUACUCAGUCUGAGGUUAAAUGCGCUGGAUUGUACAGAAAAAAUGGGUCUUUUCCGUUCUUUGUGGGGUGGUUUUGACUUGGAUGGAACAGCCUGAGUCCGUUCUCUUGGCCACCCCUUCCAUGUGUGCUGGCAACUUGGUUGACUCUGGGAAGUGAGUCAUAGAAAUUAUAGCCCAGUUGCUCUCUGGAAGUACUGAACCAAAUCAACGGGCAGCCAGCAAACUUGGCCCAUGCAUCGAAACUGAGGAUCUGAUUUCGAUGUGAAACUAUUCUAAAAAUGGAGACAUGAUAAUCAUGAAGAUUCGUAUUGUUCUUGAGAAUUUCCAUAUUCGUAUUCUCAUCCGGCAUAUUAUUUUGCAUAAUUUAUGCAUAAAAAUGGGUCUUUUCCGUUCUUUGUGGGGAAGUUUUGACUUGGACGGGUCAGCCUAAGACCCUUCUCUCAGCCACAUCAUUCCAUUUGGGCUGACAUCCUUGGUUGACUCUGGGAAGUGGAUCACAGAAACUACAGCCCUGGUACUCUCCGGAAGUAUUGAACCAAGUCAACGGGCAUUAGCAUGCUGGGCCCAUGCCUCGAAACCGAGGGUCUGAUUUCGAUCAACAGUGGGGACAUGAAGACAUGAUAAUCCUGAAGAUUCUUACUCUUCUUGAUAUUUUCCAUAGUCGUAUUCAUUGAUAUAUAUAUAUAUAUAUAUGGCGAGUUCAUAAGUUGACCACACAACAGAGUGGAAGAUGGAUUAAUCUGAGAUUCUUGAUCAUGUCCAGGAGUGGCUCGACCGCAACGGACCGUUCGAUGCCGUGAUUGAUGGUGCCAAUGUGGGCCUUGCCAACCAGCACCACUUCAGCUUUUUCCAGGUAAAGUUUCCUCCUUUGGAUAAUCUGGGCCCCACAAUCCUCACUCUCCCGCUCCUCUACAAAAAAGAAAAAAAAGAAAAAAAAGAAACCUCCCAGGAUCUAUUUCUAAAUCGGGAGUGGGAUCAGGGGACUUGUUCAGCUCAAGAGGCGGUUGACUUUUGUGGCAGUUGAAUUCUGUUGUAAAUGGGAUCCGGCAAAUGAGUCCAGCAAAAAAACCGCCACUUGUUGUUUUGCAUAGCCGGCGGGUGAAGGGCGGCCCUGCGGACAACCUGAACAAUAAGAAGCUUCUGGAGAGCUGGAAAAGGAGCGGGGCCCUCUAUUCUACGCCACCUGGAUCCAAUGAUGACUGGUCAGCACUUUCUCUUAUGUGCCCUUUACUUGAUUGAUCAUUUAUCCAACAAUUUUUACUCAUUUUAUUUGAGAUAAUUUUAAUUCCUAAUAUCUCCAUGAACUGAUUUUUCUCCAUUUUGUUUAUUUAUAUUAAUUUAAAGGUUAGAUAAAUGGGUCAAGUCCAGGGUUUGCCAAGCCCACUACAAUAAGAGUCAUAUUUUAUCAGGUCCCAUCGCCGAGAAAAGCCUGGAAAAUCUCACCUGGGACACCAUAUGCACGCACCUUAGAGUGGGGAAGAGAGAGAGAGAGAGAGAGAGAGAGAGAGAGAGAGAGAGAGAGAGAGAUGGACUGUCAUUGGAUGAGCGAGAUAGACUUUAAGAAGUUCUGAAUUUUAUGAAUUUAUGGUCGAUAAUUCAUUGCAGGUACUGGCUUUAUGCGGCGGUGAGUUGCCGAUCUUUGUUGGUCACAAAUGAUGAGAUGAGGGAUCACUUGUUUCAGCUGCUGGGGACGAGCUUCUUCCCAAGAUGGAAGGAGAAGCACCAGGUUCUCUCUCUCUCUCUCUCUCUCUCGGCCCAACAUCACUUGACCCAAGUUAUAUAGCCCCCCUCACACCAGUGCAAACUACAUUUUUUCUGCAGGUCCGUCUUAAAUUUUCGAGGAGCGGGUUGAGCUUCCACAUGCCGCCUCCCUACUCCAUCGUUAUACAGGUGAGACUUCCACCAUCUCCCCCGUUCUCUCUCAUCUCACUCUCCAUUCUCUCACAUCUAAUGGCCUCGGCAAUGGUUGACCAGGAGUCGGAGGGUGGCCGAUGGCACGUGCCAACGGUCGAAGGAGAUGACAUCGAUUCCCCCAGGCAGUGGGUGUGCGCCGCCAGGGCUUCCGCCACCACCUCCCAAGCUGCCCGCCAUCAGUCCCUGGCAGCUUAG
Molecule: messenger RNA, 3533 nt
Organism: Spirodela intermedia
Lineage: Eukaryota; Viridiplantae; Streptophyta; Magnoliopsida; Alismatales; Araceae
Source: the annotation of a GenBank genome assembly